Molecule: messenger RNA, 2262 nt
Organism: Trypanosoma rangeli
Lineage: Eukaryota; Euglenozoa; Kinetoplastea; Trypanosomatida; Trypanosomatidae
Exons: 1
Coding region: 1-2262 (753 amino acids)
Source: RefSeq, a predicted model, not a curated record
AUGACAGGGAAGUUACAAGGCUCAAGGGGGGUACCACGUGCCUGUUGGAAGCAGAUGCUAUCGGAGAAGUUUGGGGAUAAUCCAGACGAGCGUCUCAAGCUGUAUGGUUCCCUUGCCAGACUCGCACGUGAUAAGAACGCACCCUACUCGGAUAGUUGGACAGCAGUCAUGUUAAAGGCCUCUCAUGACUCCUGGUCUCGAAUUCGCCAACUUGGGCGAGAAACACUUCUUCGUGAAGUAAAAAUGGAAGUGGAACUGUCAAAUAAAAACUUCUCGCGGAGAGUUUUGAGUCUACUACUCAGUAAAUGGCCUCAAAUGAAGUGCUGGUAUGAGAGGGAAGGGUUUCUAUUGCUGCUGCUAGGGUUCUUCUUGUCCAAAGCCGACGUGAUAUCAGAUGGGAGGGUAUUGUCCUAUAUAUUGCUGCGAGUAGGGUUGCCCUCUCUGUUGGACCCGCAGCUUCCUGUGCGUGAGGUGGCAGUUAAUGUAACCGUUCAGAUUGCAGAGCUAAGUGGCGACCUCGCCUCCUUCACACAAGAUCACUUGCUUAUCCAACUCAAACUGCUUCUUGAGGAAAGGAAAGAGCCGAGUGCAUGUGAAAUUGAAGGUCUUCUUAGUGGUGUUACACGCCUCAUGGUUGUGUGCCCCAGCACGCUUCAUACCGAAUGGUGGGCCAAAAUGCAACCUCUUCUACAGCAACUUUCUGUUCACUCCGCUGCCAGCGUUCGCCAACGAGUGGCAGCAGUGUGGGCGCCACUGUCUGUAAGAUCUUUUGAAAUGCUAUGUAUUGCGAUAAUUAAAAAAUCAGAAUCACCCUCGGAGAGCGAUGAAUGGUGGAGAAUGGUGGAGGUACUUCUCAUGGCGCUACAGGAGCAGUUGGCACAUUUAUUAACCUUGACUGACGGGGAAGUAACGGUGGAUCUUGAGACACGUGGGGCCUCCAUUGCAGAUUCCCUUUACGCAGUUUUGAUGUUUGCUGAGAUGCAGCGGUUUGAAGUGAUGCGCAUGGGUAAGCAGCUUGUUCCCUUGCUUACACAGUUUUGGGUUCGCUUUGCGCCUUCCCUCGAUUUUGUAGAGGCUUGUUGUGGCCAAGUAGAGAGACGAUUUCUCGAACGUGCUCAUUUUUUACGUCUUUUUUUACCAGAACUUAUUUGGUUUCUGGCGCUUCGGCGUUACCUGCGCCCUGCGGAGGAUGUAGAAAGAGUGCGAGACGCCGUGUCGCAGCAUUUGCUGCCGCUCCUCCAUGGGAAAUGGAAUGUGUUUUUAAAUUCCAAUGACAUUGGAACGGUCUUACCACGGCCUGGCUACGCAUUGGCGGUUUUACUACUAGUAACCUAUUUCCCAGACUGCUUAACAAAGUCUGUGAAUCGGGACUUGAUGACGUUUGCCUUGAGUGAGGGGGCGUGGAAACGCGCACUUUCAGAAGACAUAGACUCUGUAAGAUACGGAGUGGAUUUCGCACUUUCUGUGAGACGCAUUGGUGGGACGAUUCUGCAUCUCGUUCCUGUUUGGCUCGAAUGGAUCUCCAACGCCUAUGCCCAUCAGCAGUGUUUGAUACUAGAAGCGGUAAAAAUUGCUGUUGGCUCACCAAAGUAUUGGGUGUCAAGCAAACCGUUUUCUUUUGCGUACUGCUCGGUCUUCGACGCGCCGACGAUGCAAGAAGGCGGGGAAGAGGUUUCGCGCGGAUUCUAUUGGCUCAAACUGCAUUGCCCCACCCCGGCCUGCCUGCCUGAAAUUCCAUUUUUAUCAGCGGAUGCGGCCGGCGCUGCGGGGGUAGUCCCCGCAGCAGUGCAUGAAACAGUUUAUGCAAGCGUUUACGUUUCGAAGGGAACAGAGCAUUCUGUAUUACGCAUUGCGCGCUCCCUCAUGCUAACGGAGUGCGAGGCAAAUCGAAAAGCGGAAUCCAUUGCAGCAGUGGUGGCCGCAGUCGUUGCCCGGCUGGAAAAUGUCUCUCCAAGAUGGCGCGAGGCGCUCCCAGUUUCCUUUGGCGGUGCGCCUGGCGUCCCCGAUUGCCGCGCCCAGGGCGGCAUCCGUGAUAAACAUAGUGGUUGCAGCGACUGGGAUGACUCGGAGGGCGGUCUCGAUGCCGAGGGCGUCGAUACAGAUGAAGAAAUAAGGGAGGCCGGGCGCCUCUUUGCGGUAAUUCUAGGGAGUUGCUUCGGUGCCGAUGUGGGCGGGUUCCUGCGCGCCGUUGGCCCCGCGGAACGUCAAUCAGCUGCGCUUUUAUUGAACGAGUUCGAGGGCGGCUGCCGGGUCACGCGAUAA